Messenger RNA from Trichomonas vaginalis G3, 3726 nucleotides. Its product is annotated as glycosyl transferase. The coding region runs from base 1 to 3726 and encodes 1241 amino acids. The record is from RefSeq and is a predicted model, not a curated record. Gene Ontology annotation, molecular function: UDP-glucose:glycoprotein glucosyltransferase activity. Lineage: Eukaryota; Parabasalia; Trichomonadida; Trichomonadidae. The transcript has a single exon. Gene Ontology annotation, cellular component: endoplasmic reticulum.
AUGUUUUUCUUCUUUUCUUUAUCUUUUUGCAAGUUCAAUCUUGAUCAUCAGAUUGUGAUUGAUACUAAGGUUCCUUGGUAUGAAUCAACAACUUUUGAUCAAUAUUUCGUUGGUUUAGCAGAAAAUUCAAAUAAGAAAGCUGCAGAAUUCUUCAAAAACGUUGCAAACAAGCAUUGUCAUACAGAUAAAACAUGCAUGAUUCAGAUUUUAAAUUCGAUUCUUGACAAAAAAUCAGCAAAUACAAUAAUUUCUCGUGAAGAACUCAAUGAUUUAUUACCAAUUAUUGAAUUUAAUCGUGAACAAGCUAGAAGCUAUAGAGGAAGCAAUUUCGAAGAUUUAUUUAUUGUAGGUUCACAGCCAGAUUUUGAAUAUAACUGUAUUUACUUCAAUAAUGAAAAUAUUACAGUUUUACCAACAGAAUUCCAACUUGGAAACAACAAUACGAUUGUCUACGCCAAUUUAUCAAAUCCAGAUACAUUUAAUUUCGUAAAUAAUUUAAUCGUCAACAAAAAAUCAUUUGUUCUUCGUCCAACAUCGCAAGGAAAGUUCGGAUUAGAUGUUCGUGGAUACGGAAUUGAGCUCCGUCCAUUCAAAUACUCAAUGGAAUACGGUGUAAAAGAUGAUCAGAGGUCUUCUGAAAAUUCUGAAACAAAUCCUGAGAUAUAUGAUGAGACCUUAUCCAAUUUCGAUAACAUCCAAGACAUGAAACCUCUUCAAUCUGAUAUUCAUAUUUCGAAACCAGCAUUUACACAAUAUUUCGAUGAAAAUGAGCAACCUUUCCUUAAGAAACUUACAUAUAUCGCUGAAAAUCCAUCAAUUUCUCUUCCAAUUCUCGAUUCUAUGUAUAAUGAACAAGAAAACCAAAAUGUGUCGAUCGAUACUACGAUACCUAUCAAAUCUAUCAAUGGUAGAAGCAUUUCCAAUAGCGAAAUCGAUACUUUUACGAUAUUAAAUAUCAUAAAUCAGGAAAGAAACGCUUAUGAAGUGCUGAAAAACGAAUCUCAUGAAAGUUUAGACAUGUUUAAGAUCGAAUUACCAGAUAAAACAGCUCACAGAUUUGAUUAUCGAAAUAAAUUUAUUGCAUGGAAGAAUAAUCUCGAAAAGGAUCAAAUUUCAAAGGACUACAAAGUAACAAGGGAAGAGCUCUCAAACAAGAACCAUAUUCCUCGUGUAAAACGAAAUUUGUUUAAUUUACUUGUUACAGCUGAUCCCACGACCCAAAAUGGUGUCUACAAGUACUUGGUAAUGGAGAAAAUCAUGGACAAAGGUUAUCCGUGCAGAUUCGGUGGUUUGCCAGUAUUUAAUUUGAAUGAUCCUUUAUCCCGUAAAGCAGCGUUCGCGUAUGCCUACAUUAAGCAGUUUUCAGAUAGUCUUGCAUUUGAUUUCCUUAUCUUUUCGGCCAAAUUCACUGGAUUUGAUGCUAGAACUUAUCAGCCACUUUUCCCUUCAGAAGAAUCGAUUGCAAAAGCGUAUACAUACGUAACUAAGACAAUUAAAGACGCUACAUCAUGGCAUGACCUCUAUAAAUACUUCUCUCCGCUCUCAAAAAUUCAUUCUUAUGUAAAGGAAAUGACCCAAAAAGUGACAGACAAAAAAUUGAAUGAAUACAUGACAAUUUUCAAUGGUUAUGUAUUUUACAGUUUAUAUACUGAUUCUCUGGAUGGUUUGUUAUACAAAGAGCAAGAUUACUUGAGUUCUUUAAUUGAAGAAAAUGUAAUUCCUGAGAAUUUUGACAUUUUCGAUGUUUUCAAUAAGUUUACUUAUGUUUCUCCUGAUAUUGAAUCGAAAUACUCAUUGACACCAAUCUUAUCAUUACAUUUACUCAAUCAGCCGAAGAAAAUCAUGAAGAAAUUCAUGAAUUUCCUUAAAAAUAGUUUUGAUGAUGAAUUUAAUGAUUUCGUAAUUGUUUUUACUGAAUCUAAUCAAGAAAAGAUAGAAAACCAACUGAAGCAAUUAAAUGUUUCUUAUCUUAUUAAUCCGAAACUCCCUGAAAAACUCCACAAAGCACUUGGAAUUGAGAAAGAAAUGUUGAUUGUCAACGGAAGAGUUUUUUACAAUUUUGAUGAUAUCCAAAAACACUUGAAAUGGACACAGAACUUUAUAUCAAGAUUAUACAGGAAAGUCGAUUGCAAGAACUACGUCAAGUUCUUCUUCUAUUGUUUGACAUCUAAUUUCUAUGAAAAUGAUAUCCAUAGAAAUAAAGAUUCAUUAAUAAUAAAUGAAAACGAUAGACUUUCUUUUGAAUCAAAUUCAAUGUCUGACUUCACUUUUGAAUUUACAUGCAAUCCAUUUGAUGAGUCAGAUCAGAAGUUAAUACCCAUUGUUAACUAUUUGAAUGAAAAAGAUGUAAUUGACGUGAAAAUACAACUCAAUAUUCCGACAUCUGUUUCUGGACAAUCAAAUAAUGUUUAUAGAAUGGCUUUGGAUAAAAGUGAAGUAAUUUUUGGAGCGGUUGAUGAUCUGACAACUUAUUCUAUUAUACCACAUUUCCCGCAAACAUUCGUUUGUGAGCAAAUGAGGUCAGAAUUUGACGCAGAUAACAUUUUGACUUCACUUUUGACACCAGGAAUUCAUAAGUGUUCUUAUAUAUUAACUAAUGUUGUUGCAAACGGUUUGACAAAUUCUAGCGGUUUUGCCAUUUAUUUGGGAGACAAAAAUUUGUCAAAAAUUAGUGGCACUUUUCUGUCAAAAAGCGGUUAUUGGCAAAUCCAAGCCAAUCCAGGCUUAUUUGAUGUUGUAUUGAGCAAAGAAUAUAUUUCAAGUUAUAAGACAGAGAAAUCAACUGUUUUUGUAAAUUCUUUCGCUCAAAAAGAUAAUUUUGUCACUUUUUCACAAUUUAGCAGCUUUGAACAAGUCAGAACUGAUCCGAAAACCAUUGAAACUGUUGAUGUUUUCAUUGUUGCUUCCGGCCAAUUAUAUGAAAGAUUGGCCAAGAUCAUGAUGAUUUCUGUAAGAAGACAUACAAAUAGUUCUGUCAGAUUUUGGAUCCUCAAAAACUAUUUGAGUCCAUCAUUCAAAGCAAGUUUGCCUAAGAUGUCUCAAGAAUAUAAUUUCUCUUAUAACUUAAUUAGUUAUAAUUGGCCGGCCAAUUUAUUCAAACAAAAAGAGAAAAACAGAAUAAUAUGGGCGAACAAAAUCCUAUUUUUGGAUAAUAUCUUCCCUCCUGAUUUGAAACGAGUUAUUUACAUUGAUGCCGAUCAAAUUGUAAGAUCUGAUUUAUCCGAAUUGAUGAAAUUAGAUUUAUCUGGAGCUCCUUACGCUUUCACUCCUAUGUGUGAUUCUCGAACUGAAAUAGAACCAUACAGAUUUUGGAAGAGAGGAUAUUGGCAAAAACAGUUGCGUGGUAAGAAAUAUCAUAUUUCUGCUUUGUUUGUUGUUGAUUUGGAGAGAUUCAGACAAAUGGAUGCUGGUGAAAUUCUUAGAGAUGUUUACCAGGAUUUGGCUCCUGAUCCAAAUUCACUCGCAAACUUGGAUCAGGAUUUGCCAAAUUACGUUCAAGACGCUUUGCCAAUUUAUUCUUUGCCUCAGGAAUGGCUUUGGUGCGAAACAUGGUGCAGCGACGAGACAAUGAAUAAAGCGAAAACAAUUGAUUUGUGCAAUAAUCCAUUGACUCAUAAACCUAAGUUAGAAAUUGCUCUUGAAAGGGUUGAAGAAUGGCCUGGAUUGGAUGAAGAAGCAAGAAGAAUUACUGCAAAACCAGAUGAAUACAUGAAAAAUUUCUUUUGA